Labrus bergylta (ballan wrasse) is the source of this 1892-nucleotide messenger RNA. It is a transcript of the gene dohh, whose product is annotated as deoxyhypusine hydroxylase/monooxygenase. Gene Ontology annotation, biological process: peptidyl-hypusine biosynthetic process. The record is from RefSeq and is a predicted model, not a curated record. NCBI's taxonomy places the organism in Eukaryota, Metazoa, Chordata, Actinopteri, Labriformes, Labridae. Gene Ontology annotation, molecular function: deoxyhypusine monooxygenase activity.
AACGCGUCAUCCAAGCGGAAGUGGAAAAAAAAUUAAGCUCAUCCAUGUGUUUUCAGACUCGUACCACCAGACACUGGAUACUGUGAGUAAACCCUGAAGCAUCAUGGCCAGUGGCGAGCAGGUGACAGCAGUAGGAAAGGUUUUGGUGGACCCCAAAUUGGACCUGACCCGGCGGUUCAGAGCCUUAUUCACCCUGAGGAACCUUGGAGGUGCUGAAGCUGUAGAGUGGAUCAGUAAGGCGUUCUGCGAUGACUCCGCCCUCCUGAAGCACGAGCUGGCCUACUGUCUGGGACAGAUGCAGGACAGACGGGCCAUUCCGACUCUGACUGCCGUACUUAAAGACACACAGCAGGAACCCAUGGUCAGGCACGAAGCAGGGGAGGCACUGGGAGCCAUCGGUGAUGCUGUGGUUCUAGACCUCCUGAGAGAGUACAGUAAGGAUCCCGUCACAGAGGUGGCAGAGACGUGUCAGCUGGCUGUUCGACGGAUAGAGUGGCUGCAGAGUGGAGGAGACAAGCAGCUGAAUGAAGCGUGUACAGAUAAGAACCCGUACUGCUCUGUGGACCCAGCCCCUCCAGCAGAGAGGAAGAGCGUGUCAGAGCUGCGCUCCAUCCUGUUGGACGAGAGCCUGCCUCUGUUCGAACGUUACCGUGCCAUGUUUGCCCUGCGUAACCUAGGCAAUGAGGAGGCUGUGCUAGCACUGGGAGACGGCCUGCAGUGCUCCGGCGCUCUGUUUCGUCAUGAGAUCGGUUACGUCCUGGGUCAGAUGCAACACCCUGCAGCGGUCCCCGCCCUGCGUGCAGCUUUGGAGCGUUCCGGGGAGAGCCCCAUGGUCCGACACGAGGCAGCGGAGGCCCUCGGGUCCAUCGGACACGACGAGUGCCUGGCCGUGCUGCAGCGAUACCGUGAAGACACAGAGCGAGUGGUGAAGGAGAGCUGUGAGGUCGCUCUGGACAUGCUGGAAUAUGAAAACAGUGACCAGUUCCAAUAUGCAGACGGGUUGGUCAGGUUACAGGGUUAAAGGUCAAAGUCAUACAGAUCUCUCUCUUUUUUAACACUUUUACUGAAGUUUAUGACCUUUUACAGCAGAGGCAGCUGGUCGACUGAUCUCCUGGGAUGUUGAUGUUCAUUCUGGAAGCUACUGAGCAUAUAUACAUUAGAUAAAUCUAAAGUGUAGAGGUCUAAACAAACAAAGAGCUGCAGACACCAGCUUGUGUCUUUGGGAUUGUGUUUGAUGAUGUGUAGGGGAACAGAGACGACCAGAGUCCUUUGUGUUCUUUUUUCAUUUCAAGAUACAAAAUAUGAUAUCUGUUAAUAUUCAACCAACAUACAGCACCGCACAGCCAGAUGGAUCAGUGUCUGGACAUCAAAAACAGCUCAUUUUACUUUUUCAUAAAUUGUUUUCAGACCACUUGAUUGUGUGUUUAUUUUAAGUUUAGUCUAAAGCAGAUGACCUCCACUCAGCUCAGAGAGGUAACGUGUGACAUCUUCAACAUGAGGUCUUCUCCUCUGAAGGAGGAUUUCUUUGCUCUCCAUCAUUUACAUCAUUAUUUAUUUAUUGUCCAGGAGAUAUCUGGGAUCAUAAAUAUCAGUGAAAUGCAGAUUAGAAAGUGCUGACUGGCUUGUAUUGAAGGCUUCAGUUGAGACCCAGGUUGUCCCCAAAGUCACUAGGGCCUCAUAUCCCUUGAUUCUACUUUAAUUAAUCAAACAAACCAAAUAGCCACCAGACUUUCUGUUAAGGAUGUACAGCAAACUCUAAUCUCCAAUGCUCCUGUGUUUGCUUCGACAUUAGACAACAGCAGACGGAAACAUUGUACACUUCAUUAUUGUCUAUCAUCUUCUCAGCCAGGUGAGGAAUGUAUAAAACAUUAAAACGAUCCUGUGUCUCAUGA